Racocetra persica is the source of this 860-nucleotide messenger RNA. NCBI's taxonomy places the organism in Eukaryota, Fungi, Glomeromycota, Glomeromycetes, Diversisporales, Gigasporaceae. The record is from the annotation of a GenBank genome assembly.
UUAUGACCCCUACUGCCCCGGAAAUCCUAAUUGGGGAUUUUACUGUCUGUUUCAUGCCUCUUAAUAGUUAUCUGCUCGGCAAUUAUGCUAUUUCCCUACAUUAUUCUCAUUAUAGUUUCUAUUUAAUUGAGGAAAUUCUUCUUCAUAAUUAUUGGGAAAACGAGUUACUUUUUCACCCUAACUUUCACCCUAAUUUUUCCGCUUUUCUUAACCAAAAAAAACCAAAUACUUAUCUAAUUACUAGUGGCGUUCUGAAUUCUUUACGAAUUCGAUUGAUUACAUAUCCUCGAAUUAUUGGAAAUGGCCCAGCAGCACGGAAAGAAAGUCCGUAUAUGGAACGAAAAAUUCCUUUUAUUAUCGUUGAUUACAACGACGCGGAAACUAGAAUUAGUGAUUGCCUAAAAAAAUUUUCUCCUGCCCAAAAGUCUAAUUUCCAUUUUCUCCUAGGUAUCCCCCCAGUAGUUGGAAGUGAGGAAAAACUAGCCCGGAUAGUCGAUUUUCUGCAUACGCAAAGUUCCGAAAUAACUAAUUUGAGCAUUAUCUUACUCCAAAACAGUUACAAAAGUGCUAAACACUUAACCUGUUUGCCAAACCGGAUUUUCCGUUUGCCUAAUCAGUGUUUUUACCAGUUCCCCAACGCGAAAUUUGCUCGUUUGCGGGUAAAAAGGUCUUUGGCUACUCUGGAAGAAAUAUUAGUUCGUCAAAGAAAAGGUUUGCAAGAAGACGGCUUAUUAAUUAUUUUCUUCCUGGCUAGUUGGCAAGAAGAAAAACUAGAACUAAAAAAAUUACGCUUAGAAUUAAUCGGAAUUAGUUCCCAGGUCAAUCUUCCCAAGUUAGAAAACAAAAUAAAAACUUGGUGA